Triticum turgidum subsp. durum (durum wheat) is the source of this 390-nucleotide messenger RNA. Lineage: Eukaryota; Viridiplantae; Streptophyta; Magnoliopsida; Poales; Poaceae. The record is from the annotation of a GenBank genome assembly.
AUGGCGGCUCGCGCUGGGAAGGCCCUCGCCUUGGCCAUGCUGAUCUCCUUCCUCGUGGUCCAGGGGACAACGGGGAAACUGACGGAAAACUGCUACUGCGUGUUCUACAAUUGGUGCUUUAACUUUGGCCCUAAGCCACGCGACCACGUCAUCUGCAUGGAGAAAAGCCUCAAGCAUUGUUUCAAGGGGUGCCCGCGUACUGCUACUACUCCUUACGUGACGCCACUGGCCGAUCUUGUCAACCCCGUUACAGACGAGGGCAGCAUGGCCGUUCCUGCCGGGGGUGCCGAUCACGGCGAGUUCCACGUCACUGAGGGCAGCGUGGCUGCUCCUGCCGGGGGUGCCGAUCACGGCAAGUUCAACGUCGCUGAAGAGGAUGCAGCUCCGUGA